Molecule: messenger RNA, 1805 nt
Organism: Opisthocomus hoazin
Lineage: Eukaryota; Metazoa; Chordata; Aves; Opisthocomiformes; Opisthocomidae
Source: RefSeq, a predicted model, not a curated record
GUUCUCUGGGACUCGGUGGCAGUGGGAACUCUCCUAACAGUCCAUUUUCUUCUCCCGAGAGCCCCAGGCUCGCGGCAAAGAGAUCUUCCUUCCCACUCCUCUGCAAAAAGCUCUAGAGAAAAACGAGCACCAUGUACACCUUCCUACCUGAGAACUUCAUGCCGGUGAAGCAGAAGCCCUCCAAGGAGCUGAGGCCUAUGCUGGGGGCUGUCUUGCUGGGUUUCACCCUGUUCAUUGCCGCCGUGGUGGCCUGGUGCUACUACACCGUGUCCCUGCGGAAGGCGGAGUGGCUCAAGACGGAGCUGAUGGACCUGCGGGCAGACGGCUUCGUCAUCAGGAACCAGCACGGGGAGGUGGUCUUCCGGCUGGCCUUCUGUUCGGGCAGCCUUGACCUGGAAUCGUGCUCCAAGGAGGGCGAGAUUUUGAGCUGCACGCGGUCGAGCGGGGGGCCGCUCAACUUCUUCAUCCAGACGGUGAAGCCCAAGGACACGGUGAUGUGCUACCGCGUGCGCUGGGAGGAGCUGGCGGCCGGCCCGGCGGUGGAGCACACCAUGUUCUGGGAGGAUGCCCAAUGGUACGGGGGCUCGGAGAUGAGCACCCAGCACUGGCCCAUCCGCCUGGCCGGCUACCAGGAGCCUGUGCCCUAUGUGACGAGCGACGUCUCCUCCUUCCGCAACAGCUUCGGCGGCAUCCUCGAGCGCUACUGGCUCUCCUCCAAGGCGGCGGCCAUCAAGAUCAACGACUCCGUGCCCUUCCACCUGGGCUUCAACGCCACCGAGCGCACCCUCUUCUUCCAGGCCCGCUACAAGGACUCGCCCUACAAGCCCCCGCCGGGGCAGCAGCCCUUCCCCGAGCUCAGCUACCGGGUCUGCGUGGGCUCCGACAUCACCUCCAUCCACAAGUACAUGGUGCGCAGGUACUUCAACAAGCCCUCCAAGAUCCCUGCUGAGAACGCCUUCCGAUACCCCAUCUGGUCCACCUGGGCCCUAUACAAGAACAAUAUUGACCAGGAUAAACUCUUGCGAUUUGCCGAAAAGAUCAAGAAGUACCGUUUCAACUGCAGCCACAUUGAAAUUGAUGACAAGUACACGCAAGCCUAUGGGGACUUUGACUUUGACCCUGUCAAGUUCCCCAAUGUGACGGAGAUGUUUGCAAAACUGAGGGAGGAUGGGUUUAAGGUCACCUUGUGGACUCACCCUUUCAUAAACUACAAUUCCUCCAAUUUCGGGGUGGGAAUUGAGCGUCAGCUGUUCAUCAAGGAGCCAUCGGGGCGGCUGCCAGCCAUGGUGGAGUGGUGGAACGGCAUCGGGGCCAUCCUGGACUUCACCAACCCAGCAGCCCGGGACUGGUUCCAGAGCCACCUGCGUCAGCUCCGACACAAGUACGGCAUCUCGUCCUUCAAGUUCGACGCGGGCGAGACCAGCUACCUGCCCAAGCAGUUCAGCACCUUCCGCCCUCUCUCAGACCCCAGCAUCUGGUCACGGCGAUACACGGAGAUGGCCAUCCCCUUCUACGAGCUGGCCGAGGUGCGGGUGGGCUACCAGUCGCAGAACAUCUCUUGCUUCUUCCGCAUCAUUGAUCGUGACUCCGUCUGGGGCUAUGAGCUCGGCCUCAAGUCCCUCAUCCCCACGGUGCUCACCAUCAGCAUGCUGGGCCUGGAGAUGGGCAAGCAGGAGCGCGACGUCUACCUGCCGGCGGGCAAGUGGCGCAGCUACAAGGGGGAGCUGUUUGAGAAGACCCCAGUGCUGCUCACCGACUAUCCCGUUGACCUGGACGAAGUCGCCUAUUUCCUCUGGGUUUCCUAA